AUGAUUCAUCAAGAAGUGUUGAAAAUGGAGAUUGAAGAAGUUUGUGAAACACAAGCACUUCCAUUGCUCUCAUUGAAUCAUGUGUCCCUCAUGUGUAGAUCAGUGUGGGAGUCUAUGAAAUUUUAUGAAGAUGUUUUGGGCUUUGUCCCCAUCAAAAGACCAUCUUCUUUCAAAUUUACUGGAGCAUGGUUUUAUAAUUAUGGUAUUGGAAUACAUUUGAUUCAGAAUCCAGACAUUGAUGAAUUUGAAACAUAUGUCAAUGAAUCGAGGCCUAUUAAUCCCAAGGAUAACCAUAUAUCAUUCCAGUGUACGGAUGUUGAACUUGUUAAGAAGAGAUUAGAAGAAAAGGGGAUGAGAUAUGUUACAGCAUUGGUAGAGGAUAAAGGAAUCAAGGUGGAUCAAGUGUUCUUCCAUGACCCUGAUGGAUACAUGAUUGAGCUUUGCAACUGUGAGAAUAUUCCAAUCAUUCCUAUUUCUUCAUGCUCUGCCACUUUCAAGCCUAGAAACCAUAGCUUUAAGAGGAGUCCUUCAAAGUGUGGAUUCAUAGAGAAUGUUAUGAUGGAAAACUUGAGCUUGGACAUGAUGAACUUUGCCUUUUAA
Molecule: messenger RNA, 600 nt
Organism: Vicia faba (fava bean)
Lineage: Eukaryota; Viridiplantae; Streptophyta; Magnoliopsida; Fabales; Fabaceae
Source: the annotation of a GenBank genome assembly